Molecule: messenger RNA, 598 nt
Organism: Drosophila melanogaster (fruit fly)
Lineage: Eukaryota; Metazoa; Arthropoda; Insecta; Diptera; Drosophilidae
Exons: 1
Coding region: 114-419 (101 amino acids)
Source: RefSeq, marked reviewed
UUUUCAGCUGCUUUUAAAGUUUCAAUGCAAAUCAAGAACAGCUGUUGGAACUUAAAUGAACAGCUAGUAGCUUAGAUGGCGCUUAUUAGCUCAGUUGCCUGCUAUUUGUCGCCAUGAACACAGCGACCACAAUUGCCAUCGGAUUGUUAAUGUUCAUCCCACUGAUCCUGAUGCAGCUGGACCCUCAAAUAGCCAACUGGUCGGCUCAAAUAGCACUGGAGCUUCAGGAGCAGCCGGACAAGUUGGCCUAUUGUCGUUCGCUUCAGCAACAGAAGCUGCGAAUACCGCUCCAAAACACUGGAUGUGCCACCAUUCUGAGCAACCAGCUCGGCGUGACAGGUGAAAUGCUACUCGAGAUUCAAAAGCGUUGCUGGGCCGGAUGGGGUCUCCUGGCAGGACGAUGUCGCAAGUUGGCCUAGACUUUAAGGUGAUUCGAAAUAUCCCAAAACCUUGUAGCUAACUGAAAUAAAGAACACAAUGGCAGGCAACAUAUGUAUAGCCGUGAUUUUUGAGUUGAUCUCGAGUUCGCCGUGCCAUAAAACCCAAGCAUCCAUCAUAGAUUCGUGUUAACCCUAAUCAAGGAUUGGUUCGUUAUGUU